Phytophthora infestans T30-4 is the source of this 417-nucleotide messenger RNA. RefSeq lists its product as uncharacterized. The transcript has 2 exons. Bases 1 to 417 code for a protein of 138 amino acids. NCBI's taxonomy places the organism in Eukaryota, Oomycota, Peronosporomycetes, Peronosporales, Peronosporaceae. The record is from RefSeq and is a predicted model, not a curated record.
AUGAUGAUGAUGAAGCGCAGCAGAAGUGGCACGUGGCGUGCCAGACAAUCACCGCGUACGGAGACGUCGGGCUCUGUGAGGCAGCGCAUGGCGCUGGAGGAUGUCCAAAUGAAGACCGUGGCCUUGAAGUGCAGUGCGUGCCUGCGCAUCAUGGGGGACCCAGUGCGCCAGGUGCUGAGAGGCGGUCUUGGCCGCUCAAAAACGAAUCUGCGCAGAGGAGAGCAAGUGGCUCUACUCAGUGAAGAGCAAAGAGAACCAGCUCGGAAGAGAGCAAGUAGAUCUACACAGAGGAGAGCAAGUGGCUCUACUCGGUGGGGAGUAAACAAUUUUCUCGGUACGGAUGCUGGGGCGAGUACAAGGGCGGCGUGUGCACUGAUGGGGAAUCCAGCGUGCGCGUUGUCCAAGGACGAGUCCUAA